Messenger RNA from Babesia ovata, 2556 nucleotides. Its product is annotated as thrombospondin-related anonymous protein, putative. Bases 1 to 2556 code for a protein of 851 amino acids. The record is from RefSeq and is a predicted model, not a curated record. The transcript is spliced from 5 exons. Lineage: Eukaryota; Apicomplexa; Aconoidasida; Piroplasmida; Babesiidae.
AUGAAGGGAUGCUUCCAACUUUUGUUCCUUGCGCCAUUGGUGCAAUUUGUGCUCUACUACGUCGCCGUCGCUCCGACAGCGGCUGUGAGCCUGUUUCGUAACGAACUUCCAAAGCACUGCAAGCGUCAACUUGACUUCUCCAUUGUUGUCGAUGAGUCUGCCAGUAUCUCUAAGAAGGAUUGGAUGGAUCGAAUGAUACCAUUCUUGGAGAAUCUCAUUGAAACCAUUGACCUAGACGGCAGUGACAUCAGACUCUCGCUCACGACUUACUCGACGCCUACGCGUUCGAUUAUCACAUUUCUCGAUAAGGAGGCGAGCAACACCAAGAUGGCCCUUGAAAAGUUACACCAGAUGAGGGAUUCAAAACCCGCACAUGGCAUGACGUACACCGGUCACGCGCUUUCGUUCGUCCGGAAGGCGAUACUGCCUUACGGGCGCAAAAAUGCGCCAAAGGCGCUUCUGCUGGUCACUGAUGGAGCUUCUUCAGAUCCUGACCUGACAGCACAGGAAGCUGCCAUGAUCCGUGAUGAAGGCGUCAAUGUCCUGGUUAUUGGUGUUGGAAACGUUAAGGUCGAAGAGUGCCGCGGGAUUGUGGGCUGUGACGGCGUGAUGGACUGCCCAAUGUUCAAGCACACCAACUGGAAGGACAUGAUCCACAUGUUCUAUGGGCUCAUGAAAGAGGUCUGCGACACCCUCCCCCAAGAUGCCACCUGCAGCCCAGUGUGGACGGAUUGGUCAGAGUGCAACGCACCGUGCAAUGUCACCGGAACACGUACCCGUCAAUUGAAAAUGCUGGAAACCAUAACGCAACAAACUGCGGGUUCGAAUGGACAACAGGGACGUACAUGCAAGGAGCAGGAGAUAGACACCCCCGCGCAAACCGAGAAUUGCAUCGGAAAGUGCGUGGUCGUUCCAUCCCCUCGACAUGAUAUCCCGGCACCGUUUAUAAGCGGUAGAACUGCCGACGGGUCAACCGACCACAUGUACAGUGAUUCAGAGGAUAGUGGAUCAACCGUAAGCGGUAAACGUGAAGAAACCGCAAGUGAAGACAUCAACGAUGAGUGGAGCGGACAGCAGCAAAACAACUCGGAUGCCUCAGUGACAACGCCGAUGCCAGUGUCACAGAACGAAGUCGACCCGGACACAAUAGAGGCAGAGACAGAGCCGGAAUAUCCGAAAGAGACGAACCCGGGAUCAUCGGGCGCCACGUCAGAGGCACAGGGACUCGACACGCACUCCGGUAACAUUGGACUAGUGGCUAAGAGCACGUCCCAGGGAGAUGGUACCACAACGGGCGGAUCGGCGUAUGUUAGGGAUCAUGACUCCCAUUACGUCAAGCUCCGAGGGGAUAUGGAUCCUGAGGCUAAUGACACUGACUCCGAGAGUGCGCCGGUCGCAGUACCGCAGUCACCGUCACAACCGGAACUCGACACGCAAUCAAGUGGCACUGAUGUAGUAUCCACCAACGUGGAGGAUUCCACAAGUGGUGGAUCUACGGUUAAUCAAGAUUACGGAUCCCAUCACUCCAAUACAACGGGACAGACAGACUCUACAACUAACAACAAUGACCUCGAAAGCUCAACGGUCACAGCACCUGAGCCGCUGUCCGAGGACGAAGUUGUCCCGGGGACAUCUGACACAACCACCCCAAAUGAGGAGACAGAACUCAGCACAGAGUCGGGUGCCGCGGGAACAGAGUUCACGAGCACAGAUCAAGCAUCGGGCGCCGCAACAGGUGGAUCGACGGUUGACCACGAUUACGGUUCUCACUACUUCAAGGUCAAGAGGGAGAUGGACCCUGCGACCGGUAACACCGACUUCUCGACAGCGUCAGACCUAGGCGAGGCAGAGAGUACGCACAAGAAAGAGUCCAAAAGCACGAACGGCUCAAGUUGGGAACACAGCAACGAGACUACGAGCACCACCACCCAGAAUACCUUUGGCACUGAGGGCUGGAACCAUACGAGCACCACGCAUGAGACGACCGAAGAAACGGAUUUGGCAACCCAGGCAGCCAUCAGACGCCAGCUUGAGAAGGAACGUGAGGAAGACCUCAGGCGGGAGUUGGAGGUGCAGCAUAAGAAGGAGCUGGAAGCCGAGGAAAGGCUGAAACAACAAUUAAGUGUGAACCAGGGCGCAGCCGCCGCCGAACAGCCAACUUCGACUUCCGGAGAAGCCGUAGCUACCGGCGGAGACGACCACCAACUUGGCGGAUUCCACAUAUUGGGUGACAACGACAGUGCGUCACAGGAAUUCUCCGCACCCGUGAAAGCUGAUGUUGAAGACGAAACCGAAGAAGCAACUACCGAGGAAAGCAGCAGCAGGUCGAGCAGCAACACGACGAAGAUUGCCGGAGGCGCAUUGUUAGGACUUCUGCUCCUCGGCGCUGGAGGCGGGUACGCCAUGUACAAAAAAUUUCGCAGGAACAAGGCACCCGGCUUCGACACUGAUGCUGGCGACUUCACUGGGGGCGACGAAGGCGCGCAGCCCAUGAGGGACGCCGAAACCUACACCGUUACCGAAUUUGACAACAACAUUUGGGGAGAAGCGACCUAA